Molecule: messenger RNA, 2435 nt
Organism: Archocentrus centrarchus (flier cichlid)
Lineage: Eukaryota; Metazoa; Chordata; Actinopteri; Cichliformes; Cichlidae
Exons: 11
Coding region: 187-1839 (550 amino acids)
Molecular function (GO): oxidoreductase activity, acting on the CH-OH group of donors, NAD or NADP as acceptor; O-methyltransferase activity
Source: RefSeq, a predicted model, not a curated record
GGCGGGACCUGCUGUCACGUGCCAGAAUCAGUUGGAUAAUGAAAGGUGGUGUUGCGCAACCCUGUAGUCCCUCCGCCCUACUUCAUGAGUCAUAUAAUUUUUGGUGAUAUAACUGAAACUCCUGCUACCUCCGCCGGGAUAGAUUUGCGUCUUCUUGGAAAAGUGUCACACCCAUAAAACGGAAGCAUGUCUACCGAGAAAGUUCCUGACACCCCAGUGGAAAUCAUUGUGGAGCAUUUAACUAAAGCCCAGCACAUAGCUGCAGCAUGUGGUAAUGUUCCUGAGGAGUUGACAAGUCACUUGCAGAAGGCUUUGGACAUCGCUAGUGGCCUGGAUGACUACCUGGAGAAAAUGGCCACACAGGAAAGUGAACCUCUUGCAGAACUUUAUAAAAAGACAUUUUCUCAUGACUGGGAUCAAGUACACAAGGAGGGUAAAACCAUGUUCAAGCUUCCCAAGGAAUGUAUCACUGGACAUGUUGAAGGUCAAACCCUGAAGAUGCUGAUCUACAUGAGCCAAGCAAAGAGGGUCUUAGAGAUUGGGAUGUUCACUGGCUAUGGAGCUCUGUCCAUGGCUGAAGCGCUACCAGAGGACGGCUGCUUAGUGGCCUGUGAGUUGGAGCCAUACCUCAAAGAGUUUGCUCAGCCCAUUUUUGACAAGUCUCCACAUGGCAAGAAGAUUACUGUCAAGACUGGAAAUGCCAUGGAGACGCUAAAGGAAUUAGCUGCUGCAGGUGAGCAGUUUGACAUGGUUUUCAUCGAUGCUGACAAAAACAACUACAUCAGCUAUUAUAAAUUUAUCAUGGACAACAACAUACUCAGAUUGCGAGGGGUCAUAUGUAUCGAUAACUCACUGUUCAAAGCCAAGGUUUAUCUUAACGACGCCACAGAUAGCAAUGGACUGGCCCUUCGUGAGUUUAACCAGUUUGUCUCUAAUGACCCCCGAGUAGAGCAGGUCAUUGUCCCUUUAAGAGAUGGCCUCAGUCUUAUCCGUCGGGUACCUCUGGCCGAGUGCUCACGGCGACAGUGUAAAAUAACAGAUGAUGAGGUUUUCCGCGGGGUCAGAGGACAUUCCAUCCUGGAUCGGAUGCGCCUUGAUAGUAAGGUGGCCUAUGUGACAGGAGCUGGGCAAGGCAUAGGCCGAGCAUUCGCCCAUGCCCUGGGUGAGGCUGGUGCAAAGGUGGCAGUGGUAGACCUGGAUCAAGCUAAAGCUGAGGCAGUUGCAGAGGAGCUUUUUCUUAAAGGUAUCAGUGCCAUUUCAAUAACAGCUGACAUCAGCAAGUCAGAUGACGUCCAGAGUAUGAUCGACACCAUAGUUUCCAAAUGGGGAGCGAUCCACAUCGCUUGUAACAAUGCCGGCAUCAACAUGAACUCAGCCAGCGAAGACACCAGUCUAGAGGAGUGGGACCAAACCUUUAAUGUGAACCUCAGGGGGACUUUCAUGUGCUGUCAGGCAGCAGGUCGAGUGAUGUUGAAGCAAGGGUACGGCAAGAUUAUCAACACAGCUUCCAUGGCCAGUCUAAUAGUCCCCCAUCCUCAGAAGCAGCUUUCCUACAACACAUCCAAGGCUGGUGUGGUCAAACUGACUCAGACUCUGGGUGCCGAAUGGGUUGACAGAGGAGUGCGUGUCAACUGCAUCUCACCGGGGAUUGUUGACACCCCUCUCAUCCACUCGGAGAGUCUGAGGCCUCUGGUGCAGCGCUGGCUGUCAGAUAUUCCUGCUGGUAGACUGGCUCAAGUGACAGACCUGCAAGCUGCAGUGGUCUACUUGGCAUCUGAUGCCUCUGACUACAUGACAGGGCAUAACUUAGUCAUAGAAGGUGGGCAAAGUCUGUGGUAAAAGGACUAGAUGAAGAGAUGAAAACUUUUCCCCCUGCUCUCUUCAUUCUCCAGGGAUCAAAAAUAGGUGGCAUUCAUAUUAUCUCCCUUUGAGAUGUGAACAGCAGUAUUAGUUUAAAUGUAACUGCAGUUUUUCCAGCUGAUAUGUGAUUUGGAGUAAGGAGAUGAAUAGGAGUUUUUUAUUUCUUUCUCUUUGUGGACUGUAGGUUUAGUUCAACGUCCAGUGUGGUAAAACAAUACAGAAAAGAGUUUUAGGAGUUUUAUCGUUUGCAAGCCGGAGAGAUGAGGAAAGUACUGCAGUGUUCUUUUAAAAUGAGACCAAAUUAUCGCAGCUUCUUUUUUGUUACACUUUUUUACACUCUGGAUGCUGAUUAAACAUACCCCAUUUCUGAUGCCUGUGACUGUAACGUUUUAUUGUAUCUGCUCCAGUACAAACUCAGCCAAAUGCUGUUAAAAACACAAAUGGGUAAUAAAAAGUAAUACAGGUUUUGUAAUGAACUAGGGGGAUGUUAUCCUUGCAUGAUUACAUGUAAAGUGAAUUGUGUGAUUUUUUUUCCUCUUAAUUAGCUGCAGCAAUGCUGUUUUUAUACUGUAUAU